AGUCGGGAAGGUGGCGGCGGCGGCGGUUGUCCCGGGCCGGCCGGUCGGUGCGGCCCGUGAGCGCGCGCUCCGCCGCGUCCGCGCCGCGUCCAGCGCCGUCGAGGCGAGCCGCGGCGGGCGGGCGCAGGGCGGCGGCCAGGGCGGCCCGUGGGGGGAGCGCGGGCCCCCAGGCGCAGCGCCGCCCGCUUCCCGGCCCUCGCCGGCCUCCCUCCCUCGGGCGCCGCGGCCAUGGCGGCCAGCGCCAAGCGGAAGCAGGAGGAGAAGCACCUCAAGAUGCUGCGGGACAUGACGGGCCUCCCGCACAACCGCAAGUGCUUCGACUGCGACCAGCGGGGCCCCACCUACGUGAACAUGACGGUCGGCUCCUUCGUGUGCACGUCCUGCUCGGGCAGCCUGCGAGGGUUAAAUCCACCGCAUAGGGUGAAAUCUAUCUCCAUGACAACAUUUACACAACAGGAAAUUGAAUUUCUACAAAAACAUGGAAAUGAAGUCUGUAAACAGAUUUGGCUAGGAUUAUUUGAUGAUAGAUCUUCAGCAAUUCCAGACUUCAGGGAUCCACAAAAAGUGAAAGAGUUUCUACAAGAAAAAUAUGAAAAGAAAAGAUGGUAUGUCCCGCCAGAACAAGCCAAAGUGGUGGCAUCUGUUCAUGCGUCUAUUUCCGGCUCCUCUGCUAGCAGCACCAGCAGCACACCGGAGGUCAAACCGCUGAAGUCGCUCCUCGGAGACUCUGCACCAGCACUGCACUUAAAUAAAGGCACACCUAGUCAGUCUCCAGUUGUAGGUCGCUCUCAAGGACAGCAACAAGAAAAGAAGCAGUUUGACCUUUUGAGUGACCUUGGAUCAGACAUCUUUGCUGCCCCAGCCCCUCAGUCAGCAGCUACCGCCAAUUUUGCUAACUUUGCACAUUUCAAUAGUCAUGCAGCUCAGAAUUCUGCAAAUGCAGAUUUUGCAAACUUUGAUGCAUUUGGACAGUCUAGUGGUUCGAGUAAUUUUGGAGGUUUCCCCACAGCAAGUCAUUCUGCUUUUCAGCCCCAAACUACAGCAUUUAGAAUGCUUUCAUCUAGCUGCAGCUUUGGUGAAUUCACUUCCGCUUUUCCUCUCCAGGCUACCCACAGUGGAAGUGCUGGAUCAGUAAAUGCUAAUUUUGCUCAUUUUGAUAACUUCCCCAAAUCCUCCAGUGCUGAUUUUGGAGCCUUCAACACCUCGCAGAGUCAUCAGACAGCUUCAGCUGUUAGUAAAGUUUCAGCACACAAAGCUAGUUUGCCGACAGCAGACAAAUACGCGGCCCUUGCUAAUUUAGACAACAUCUUCAGUGCUGGGCAAGGUGGUGACCAGGGGAGUGGCUUUGGGAGCACAAGUCAGGCUCCGGUUGGGGCUGUGGUCUCAGUGCCCAGUCAGCCUAGUGCGUCUUCAGACAAGUAUGCAGCCCUGGCGGAGCUCGACAGUGUUUUCAGCUCUGCGGCCACGUCCAGUAAUGCAUACACUUCCACAAGUAAUGCUAGCAGCAAUGUGUUUGGAACAGUGCCAGUGGGUGCUCCUGCACAGACACAGCCAGCUUCUUCCAGCGUGCCUGCUCCAUUUGGAGCUACGCCUUCCACAAAUCCAUUUGUUGCUGCUGCUGGUCCCUCUGUGGCAUCUUCUACAAAUCCAUUUCAGACCAAUGCCAGAGGAGCAACAGCCGCAACCUUUGGCACUGCGUCGAUGAGCAUGCCGGCAGGCUUUGGCACACCUGCUCCCUACAGUCUCCCCACCAGCUUUAGUGGCAGUUUCCAGCAGCCUGCCUUCCCAGCCCAAGCAACUUUCCCUCAGCAGACAGCUUUUUCCCAGCAGCCCAAUGGUUUUGCAGCCUUUGGACAGACAAAGCCAGUGGUAACUCCUUUUGGUCAAGUUGCAGCUGCUGCAGUAUCUAGUAAUCCAUUUAUGACUGGUGCGCCAACAGGACAAUUUCCGACAGGAAGCUCAUCAACCAAUCCUUUCUUAUAGCCUUAUAUAGACACUUUACUGGAACGGACUUCUGUGUGGUCACAUUACAUCUCUCCGCCUCUUGCACUGUUGUCUUGUUUCACUGAUAUUAGCUUUAAACACAAGAGAAGUCUCUAAAAGCCUGCAUUGUGUAUUAAACACCAGGUAAUACGUGCAAAACAGAGGGCUCCGCUAACAACUCUUAACCUGUGAAUUGGCAGAAAAAGGUCGCGGUAUCAUGUAUAUUAAAAAUUGGCGAAUGUUAAGUUAUUGCAGAUACCACAUUCAUUAUGCUGCAGUACUGUACAUAUUUUUCUUAGAAAUUAGCUAUUUGUGCAUAUCAGUAUUUGUAACUUUAACACAUUAUGUGAGAAACGUUACUGGGGAAAUAGAUCAGCCACUUUUAAGGUGCUGUCAUAUAUCUUGGAAUGAAUGACCUAAAAUCAUUUUAACCAUUGCUACUGGAAAGUUACAAAGUCAAAAAUUGAAAGGUUUUAUUCAUUCUCGAAUUUUUCCUUUCUAAAGAGCUCUUCUAUUUAUACAUGCCUAAAUUCUUUAAAAAUGUAGAGGGAUUCCUGUCUGCAUAUUAAAGCUCAUCAUGUUUUGCUACAGUUUGCAGGUGAAAAAAAUAAAUAAUAGAAAAGAUGGUAUUGUUUCUGUGUUCUUGCUGCAAUGCCUUUACCAAAGUGGCCUUAAAUAAGAGGAGUGAAUUGAGAACAUCUUGAAUUCUUAAGUACUGAUAAUGACUAACUUUUUAUAAAGAGGCCAUGUAGAAAAUUUAUUAAACGACUAUGACUGCUAUAUUCAGGAAUGUGUUAGUGGUAAAGCAUUUAAAUGUAACCUGUCAGAUUCACCACAGUCCUUCUAAUUUCUUUGCAACUUGUUAAUUUUUUUGACAUUUGUAUAUAUAAAGAAUUUGCAUGUAUGUGUAAUUACAAAAUUUUUAAGUAUCUUGAAUUCUCAGACUGCAAAAAGGCCUAUUUUAACUAUUGAUUUUUUAAAAAUGUCUUUGAAUGUAUUGGAAACAGACAUGCAUUAACUGUGACAUGAUUGCACCUCAGUUUUUUGUUUUUUUUGGUUUUUUCUUCCUCUUUUCUGGACAAACUGAUGCUCUGUAGAAUAUCUGUGUUUGUUUUGCGGGGCGGAAUGCAGCUGGAACCCAGGGUUAUCUGAAAGCUAUGGAAUAUCUUUCCAAUGCAAUGAAACUAAGUGUGUAGUUGUAUCAUUUUGUUAAUAUUCAAGUGAACUUGUUUAAAUAUUUAUAUACAGUAAUGCUUCCUUCAUCCAGGGAUAAUCUGGCUGUGUCAUCAAAAUGAAUACAACUAAGAAAUUUGGAAUGGUGUUUUUUAAAAUGCCUCUGUGUAAUCCAUGUAAAUCAAAGUUUCUGUGUUAGAGCUUAUGCCUUUGUUUUAUAUGAGACUUUAAUAAUUUCUAUUUCUCAGCCCUAGCGUCUGCAUAGUUCAGAAGUGAUGGCUUGAAAUGACAGAAACUGAGAAAACUGAAAAACAUACAGUGACCAAGACUGGUGUUAGUGUAGGCCCAGCCUGUGCAGCCUAUAGGACGUCACUGUAUUAUGUUAUCAGAGAAUUGUCAUAAUGACUGUCAUCAGAACCUGGGGCAACUGCAUACACACAUGUGUACUACAUGUUUGAAAAGUUUAUCUGAAAAUGAUUAAAAGUUUUUACAAAGCUUUGGUAUUAAA
Messenger RNA from Ochotona curzoniae (black-lipped pika), 3664 nucleotides. It is a transcript of the gene AGFG1, whose product is annotated as ArfGAP with FG repeats 1. The transcript is spliced from 14 exons. Gene Ontology annotation, molecular function: GTPase activator activity. Lineage: Eukaryota; Metazoa; Chordata; Mammalia; Lagomorpha; Ochotonidae. The coding region runs from base 229 to 1983 and encodes 584 amino acids. Gene Ontology annotation, cellular component: cytoplasmic vesicle. The record is from RefSeq and is a predicted model, not a curated record.